Messenger RNA from Hymenoscyphus albidus, 1002 nucleotides. NCBI's taxonomy places the organism in Eukaryota, Fungi, Ascomycota, Leotiomycetes, Helotiales, Helotiaceae. The record is from the annotation of a GenBank genome assembly.
AUGGCCGGCUUUGCUGAUACUCUUCGAGGCAACGGCCUAGCUAGGGCUCACAGAGCUCUGGCAGAAUUAGAGGCAGAUCCACAUCAACUGAAUCGGGAAAGGCAGCGGUUCAGCCAUUCUCCACCAGCAUAUACAUCAAAUCUAUCUGGCGGGACCACUCGAUCUGCAAGUCCAAUCUCUCCAAGCGAGGAGAGCCGCAAGCAGCGACGAAUGCAGCUGGCAGGAGAGCGCGAGGCCUCAAUACCAUACAACCAAUUCGAGCAACAGGUAGAAGUAGAGAGGAAGCGGAUCUGGGAUGCGGAUCUGAAUGGAUCACACCGUAUACCGGCUGGGUCUGACCCUUACAUGAUUGCUACCGAGAUGAUUAAGAAGCGCUGGAUUGAGCAGGGGAUUUGGAAGGAUAACUGGAACACAUUCGCGUUUGGGCGGUGGAAGCACGAAAAGCCGCUCGAGAUGGAGUCGGAGGCGGAACUGGAGAAAGAUCUGGAAACAGAAUCCUCGCCUCUUUUAUUUUCUUCAGUCCCAAAGCCAAAGUCUGAACCACGGCAGCCGAAGAGCGAUGAAGAGAAACGACAGACUGUCGAGCGGCGAGCCGUACGGGAGCGUGAACGCGAGGCUUCACGUCCAUACCAUCAGUUCGUCUACCAGAUAUCCCAAGAGCGUGAACGAAUCCAGGCAGAAUCCGCGAAUGAUGAAGGCGCACAUACUACUGACAUCAACACGAGAGCAUACGAGAAUCUCUUGAACACGUGGACUAAGCGAGGAUUGUGGAACAAAAAAUGGGGUGUACUCCCGGGGAUGUCGUGGAAGCAUGAACAGCCUUUCGAGGAGAUGCUUGGGGAGGAAAUGGGUGAUGAUCCUGUUCCAGCAAAUCCACUUGUGAAUGACAGCCAUGAUGCACCUGCCAUACGGCUUUUUAGGUCUCCUCCCGUUCAAUCUGAUCUUUUCUUGAAUGCAUCUCAACAAGGACCACCUGCAGUCAUUGCUUCGGCCGAACCAUAG